Molecule: messenger RNA, 600 nt
Organism: Penicillium soppii
Lineage: Eukaryota; Fungi; Ascomycota; Eurotiomycetes; Eurotiales; Aspergillaceae
Exons: 3
Coding region: 1-600 (199 amino acids)
Biological process (GO): symbiont-mediated hemolysis of host erythrocyte
Source: RefSeq, a predicted model, not a curated record
AUGCCUAGCGUUUCCACACACCUUGGCCAAAGUUUGCCUUUGGUGGCUUCCACUGCAACGAAUUACUGGAAUUUGAUCCGCCACCUGCGCGUUUUCCGAAUUGAGAUGACUUACGUGUCUCUCGAUCAAAUCGAUGCCGAGUUAUCUCAAUCUAUGACAAAACAAAUGAAUUGUCACGCUACACAACAUCUUUCUUUGACCAUAAACAACAGUCUGGCCAAAGGCACCAUCUCCCUGAGGAACCUAAUUUGCGUCCAUGGCCAACCGUACGAGAAAGGCGAUACUCUUAGGCUCAUCUCCCCCGAAGAUGUCGAUCAGAUCUUAAUUCCACAUGGCCAAAGUGCCGUGGUAUCCGUCUGCGGAAGUGCAGCGUUUGGGGUAGGAAUAGAGGGAAUGCUUGACCUCUGCCGCGAUGGAAAGAGCUUGAUCACUUCCCUGUACUGGAAUGGACCUUGGAAACGUAUUGGGAAUGAGCUUCAUCUGGCCAACGUUGACGACAAGCAUUAUGUCGUGAAAGUGUCUACACCUCCAUUCGAAGGUAUAUUGGGAGAUAUCGCUGUUGAUAUCAGAGAAAUAUGUGCGAGCGAUCCACUGCAAUGA